AUGCCAAAACCACGUGUAAUAUAUUGGUUUCGAACUGACCUCCGCCUUCAUGAUUCGCCCGCUCUCGAUGCAGCUCUCAAACUUGACCCAGAAGCGUUCUGGCCAAUAUGGACAUGGGACCCCCAUUAUGUAUACCGCGCUCGUGUGGGAGUUAAUCGUUGGCAAUUUCUUCUGGAUUGCCAAAAUGAUCUCUCAAGAUCCAUCACCAAAAUCAACCCACAAUCUAAACUUUUUCUGCUUCGUGAAGCGCCACAGACUUUGUUUCCCAAAUUAUUCAAAGCAUGGAGGGUAACACAUCUGGUAUUCGAAAAAGAUACUGAUGCUUACGCUCGCACGCGCGACGAAAGUGUCAUGAAGGCUGCAAAAGAAGCAGGCGUGGAAGUAAUCAUUCGUACCGGAAGAACUUUAUGGGAUAGCGAUGAAUUAGUCGCUCGAAAUGGAGGAAAACCUACUAUGAGUAUAAGUACUGUUCAAACACUUGGCCCCAAAAUUGGGAAAAUCCCAAGGCCAAUCUCAGCUCCAACUACAUUUCCGAAUCCUGGGAAUACGAAUCUAGACUUCGAACAAGAGUCCCCAGAAAAAGGUAUAGAUUUGAACAGUGGCGCGCGGGAGAAUGGUGAUGGCGAUAAAUCCUACAAGACUAUCGCCGGACCGAACCACGAUUUUGCGGUUCCGACAUUAGAAGAAUUGGGAUUUCCCGCUGCGACAACAUCUCAUCGAGGAGGCGAGACACUCGCUCUUCAGACGCUUGAUAAGCUCAUGGAGAACGAGGAGUAUAUCGCCAAAUUCGAGAAACCAAAAACGGCGCCUACGGAUUUCGAACCACAAGCUACUACUUUACUCUCUCCGCAUCUACACUUUGGAUCCCUAUCUAUUCGAGAAUUCUAUUGGAGAGUAAAAGAUCUCGUCGCAAAAUAUCAGGGAAAGGCAUCUCAAACACCGGUUUCUCUAGAGGGACAAUUACUAUUUAGAGAUAUGUACUUUGGCGCUCAAGCUGCUAUUGGUUAUGAAUUCGCGCAGACAGUUGGGAACGCUCAUUGUAGAUUUAUUCCUUGGCAUCUUCGCGACCCCGUUUCCUUGAUAUCAUCAUCUGGAUCUCCAAAUCCUAAUUCCCCACUUCAAGAAAAAUGGCUCUAUCGCUGGACACAUGGUCUCACUGGAUUCCCCUUCAUCGACGCAUUAAUGCGACAAUUACGCCAAGAAGGCUGGAUUCAUCAUUUAGGCCGUCAUGCCGUAGCAUGUUUCCUCACUCGAGGCGGUUGCUAUAUAUCCUGGGAACGAGGAGCCGAAGUCUUCGAAGAGUUAUUGUUGGAUCAUGAGACAGCGUGUAAUGUAGGAAAUUGGCAGUGGUUAAGUUGUACCGCAUUUUACCACAUGUAUUAUAGGAUGUAUAGCCCGAUAGCUUUUGGCAAGAAUUGGGAUCCUGAAGGAAAUUUCGUGCGGAAAUAUGUACCGGAGUUGAAGGGGUUAAAUAAGAAAUUCAUAUAUGAACCGUGGAAGGCGCCGAUGGGGGACUUGUUGAAGGCGGGGAUAAGGAUUGAGGGAGAUGGGAUGGAUGGGAAGAAGGGGGGGUGUUAUCCUAAGCCGAUGUUUGAUUUUGGGGAGAGGAGGACGGUUUGUUUGGGGGCCAUGAAGAAAGCGUAUGCGGUGGGAUUAUAUGGAAAUGAUGAGAGGGUAAAGAAUGGGACUUGGAGAGAGCUUUUUGGGAAGGACGACGAGGGAUUAAGCGGAGUAAUAGAGAAUAAGGGAGAGGUUGGUGGUGGUGAUGAGGUGGGAGAUGGAGAUGGGGCAAUUGAGGAGGAUGAGAGGGGCGCGGCGCGAACGGGAGAUCAUGAUAUGGGAAAUAAGGUUAUUGGGCAGAAGAGGAAGAAAGAAAAGGGACAAGCGACUCUUGAUGGAAUUUUUAAGAAGAAGAGAGUUUGA
Messenger RNA from Sclerotinia borealis F-4128, 1923 nucleotides. The record is from the annotation of a GenBank genome assembly. Lineage: Eukaryota; Fungi; Ascomycota; Leotiomycetes; Helotiales; Sclerotiniaceae.